This is a messenger RNA of Anthostomella pinea, 804 nucleotides long. Lineage: Eukaryota; Fungi; Ascomycota; Sordariomycetes; Xylariales; Xylariaceae. The record is from the annotation of a GenBank genome assembly.
AUGUCGAUCUCCAACAUUCAGUCUGCCUUGGAAGCAAGGUCGAUGUGGCAGCACUUUGUGGAGCAGUACACAAGUCGAGGACUCACGAACCUUCGAGACAAGCUGGUGGCCAUAGCAGGCGUGGCUGAGCUUAUUCAGCCUCUCAUCGGGUCCGAGUAUGUCGCUGGGCUGUGGAAACGCGAGCUCGUACCCGACUUGAUAUGGAUGGCAAGGAGCAGCCCUCACGAUGAUCUCCCGUUCUCGGAUUAUACCGCCCCAAGUUUCUCUUGGGCAUCGAUAGGAGGUGCCGUGAUGCCGUGUCGAGGCAGAAUCAUAGAGGAAUGUCAACUACUAGACGCCCAGGUCUCUCUAUCGGGUUCGAGUCCCUUCGGCCAAGUCUCUGGCGGCUGGAUCCGUCUUCGUGGUUAUCUGCUCACCACGACUUUCAUCGCGGGAGAAUUUUUUUUGAGCGACGAGAACUGGGUUAGGCGAGCGAUGUUCGACGGCGGGAUGGAGGAGUUCACUUUCAUGAACCACGAUGGGCAGCUGGAGAAGGGGAACGGUCGGAUGCGUUCGGGUUCAAAACCGAGAGACCGCACCUGUCCAAUUUCCCUUUCGCUUUUCUAUGUUGGGUUUCUUGAGACUGAUGGAGAGAAGUCAAUACAGUUUUUCCUGCUGCUAGGCCUGUCUCCGAGGGACCCGACCUGCUAUGAGAGGGUGGGCAUCUUGGCCCUAGACAGGAAAGAUGAUUGUGGAUCUCCGUUCAACCAUGAGUGGCCGCUGCGCUUUGACGAAUGGUCUCUGACGACGAUCACUAUCGUCUGA